ACAACGACCAGGACCGCGACGAGCUCCAUAGUAUGAGUGACUUCUUGCAACGCGAGAGCGAGCUUCUGGGCGAGGAGUUUGGUACGCCCACCGGCGGGACUUACGCGACUGCCACUGGCGAUGACCUCGACUUGGACCGCGCCGCGUCUGCCUUCCCCGAGAUCUCGCUAGACGGCUCCGGCGACAUCUCCCUGCCCUCCGCACCACCUGUGGCACCUCCAUUGAGCUCGACCGCGAGCUUUGCCUCUUUCUCCGACUUCAGCAGCCCUCCUCCGCGGGAUGUGAAGGUCACGGGUGAUGACGAGAUCGAGAAGUUCGAGAAUGAGUUCCCUGACAUUGAGGUCCCUUCGCAAGUGCUCUCGCCACCUCUGCAGCAGCAGUCUGCGUUUGGAACUACCCCUACCUUCGCGCCGCAACCCGCGUACUCGUCCACGCCUAUUCUUAACCAAGCCAUAGAGGAAGAUGAGCCUCAAGUCAUCAAGGAUUGGCGGGAAAAGCAGGCCGAGGAGAUCAAGGCCCGGGAUGAGGCGUCAAGAGCCAAGCGGCAAGAGACUAUUGGGAAGGCGGAGCACGCCAUUGACCAAUUCUACGAGGAGUAUGCGGCGAAGAAGGAGCGGAACAUCCGGGAGAACAAGGAUCUUGAGGAAGAGUUCCUCGCCACCCUGAACGCCUCGCUCUCGCAGGGCACGACAUGGGAGCGCAUCUGCGAGGUCAUCGAGUUGCAGAACUCUCAGAGCAAAACCAUUGCGCGGACGGGCCCGGGCGCAACUGACUUGACCCGCUUCAAGGAGGUUCUGCUCCGCCUCAAACGCGAGGGGACUUCCGCACCAGGCGCGGCGGGAUACUAAGCUGAUGCUUAGUCGGGGCAGUAGUACAGUACGUUGGAUUCGAUUCGGUACAUUACAUAUAUCCAUUUGUUGCGGACAUUCUUCCCUCAUUCUUACGCACAACUGCGAUUCUCCUGGUCGACUGAAAGAGGUGUGUAAAAUCUACCGAGUCUCUCGCAACAUGACGUAGUAUCACAG
Trametes versicolor FP-101664 SS1 is the source of this 1025-nucleotide messenger RNA. RefSeq lists its product as uncharacterized. Gene Ontology annotation, biological process: clathrin coat assembly; intracellular protein transport; clathrin-dependent endocytosis. The coding region runs from base 33 to 848 and encodes 271 amino acids. Lineage: Eukaryota; Fungi; Basidiomycota; Agaricomycetes; Polyporales; Polyporaceae. The record is from RefSeq and is a predicted model, not a curated record. Gene Ontology annotation, molecular function: clathrin heavy chain binding; structural molecule activity. The transcript has 4 exons. Gene Ontology annotation, cellular component: clathrin coat of trans-Golgi network vesicle; clathrin coat of coated pit; plasma membrane.